UGCUCUACAGUCAGAGUAAAGAUCAACACAGAGCUGAGGUUCCUCUUUCAUCUGCUCAUGUAAACUGAGCUUCUGCAGACUCAGCACUCUGAUCAUGACCAGACGACUGCUGCUGGUGUCCAACUCCACACUGUAUGGAGGAGGAUAUCUCCAACAUUGUCAAGAGAACAUUGCUGAUUUCUUUGGAAAACAGGUGAAGAGGAUCCUGUUCGUCCCAUACGCUCUACAUGACCGGGACCAGUACACCAAGACGGCCAGAGACAAGCUGAACAGUCUGGGUUAUGAAGUGGACAGUGUUCACGAGGCUGCAGACCCUGUCGAGGCUGUGCGUAAAGCUGAGGCCAUAUUCAUUGGUGGAGGAAACACAUUCCGCCUGCUCAAAGCCCUCUAUGAUAACAACCUGGUGACUGAAAUUAGAAAAAGAGUGCUUCAGGAUGGAAUUCCAUAUAUGGGGUCGAGUGCCGGCACUAACGUGGCUACAGUUAGCAUUAACACCACUAAUGACAUGCCCAUCGUUUAUCCCUCCAGCUUCUCCGCCAUCGGCCUCGUCCCAUUCAAUAUCAACCCACACUACCUGGAUUCCGACUGUAACAGCAGGCACAUGGGGGAAACACGUGAGCAGAGAAUCACUCAGUAUCAUGAGGAGCCUAGCACGCCAUGUGUGCUGGGUCUGAGAGAAGGAUCCAUGCUGCUGGUGGAAGGAAACACAGCCACAUUACUCGGCACCACCAGUGCUCGACUCUUCCAGAGGGGAAAGCAGACGAGUGAACAUGAACCUGGCAGCGAUCUGAGCUUCUUACUGACUGAUCCACAGUAACAGAGACCAAGACAGUCAUCAACACCUCAGAGAAUUACUGAGACUGUGUGAAUCCCUCUAAUGAUCUAACAGUAAACUGAAGACGUUUGAUUUUUAAUAUUAUCUAAACUGAUAUUUUUCUGAAUGUUCUGGUGUGAAUUGCGACACUUUACACGAGCAUCAGUUCUGCAGGAAGGAAUAGUGACCAUGAAGUCUUUAUGACACUUUAUAACACUGCAGCUUCUGAAGUGUUAUACAAGCCAUGAUGGAGGCGGAACUUGUAGCACUUUCGAUGCGAUUAAAUCCUGUAUUAAUUACUCUAUAGACUUGAAUCAGAUCCUGAGAUUAAAGCCGACGUUCACAAAA
This is a messenger RNA of Tachysurus vachellii, 1162 nucleotides long. Its product is annotated as Alpha-aspartyl dipeptidase-like. The coding region runs from base 95 to 817 and encodes 240 amino acids. The transcript is spliced from 8 exons. Gene Ontology annotation, biological process: proteolysis. The record is from RefSeq and is a predicted model, not a curated record. Gene Ontology annotation, molecular function: serine-type peptidase activity. Lineage: Eukaryota; Metazoa; Chordata; Actinopteri; Siluriformes; Bagridae.